GUUUGAAUUUUGAAACUGCAAAGUUAGGUUCGUAUUAACUUAAAGACAAAGAAAUGUAAUAAACUAUUUAUUACAUUCCCGCCAAAUGAUUUGGCGCCCAAAACCCUCUCCAAUAUAUAGAAACGUAAACAGUGAGGGAAGAAACACAACAGAGUGAUUUGAAAACUAAAUCCCUAACUUUCUCUCUCUUCAAUGAAGCCACAGAAACUCACCGACUAUGAGCUCCAGCGACUCCAGAACAUUCGCCGCAACGAUGAGAUGAUGGCAGCGCUCAAACUCCAUUCCAAAGCCACCCAACUCUCCAAUUUCAAGCGUCAAAGAGUUGAAGCCAAAUCCACACGCGUGAAAUCGGAAAAGAAACCUAAAACCGAAACCCCAAUUGUCAUCAGAGUCAGACGCUCCCUGCGAACCAGAGGUAUUCCACCAGAUUGUGAGGGUCUUGACAGAGAUUCCGUGGCCCCCACCACUCCCUCCAAAGAAAAACCACUUUCCGUCGUAAGUUUGGGUCCCCUUUCCAUGGCCACUGCUCGUGAAAGCGCUCACUCUGAUAGUUCAUUCAUUGAGUCGCUAAUGGGUAUGGCCCAAGAUGUCAGUGUUCCAAAAGGGAAUGCGGGGGAUUCCCUUGAAUUGGAAUCUCUGUCUUUGGAUUCCGACAAUAUUGCGCGGGUUGUUUCUGGAAGGAUUACCAAUGUCAGGUUUUUCCCUACCAGCAGUGUCAAAAUGAUUGCCGCGGGUAACAAGUUUGGGAAUAUUGGGUUCUGGAAUAUGGGAGAAAAUGAGGUUCAUUUAUACCGUCCUCAUAAUGCUCCCAUUUCUGGGAUUUUGAUUCAACCACAUUGUAUUUCCAAGAUAUACACAAGUUGCUAUGAUGGAGUUCUUCGGCUAAUGGAUGCUGAGAAGGAAAUCUUUGAUCUGGUGUUUGAGAGUGAUGAAACAAUAUAUGCUCUUUCUCAACCACCAAAUGAGACAAACUGCGUAUAUCUUGCCGAGGGUUCUGGAGGUUUGACUAUGUGGGAUAACAGGGCGGGAAAACGGUCGUCGCACUGGGAUUUGCAUGACUGGAGGAUUAACACGAUAGAUUUCAACUGUCAAAACCCUCACAUUGUAGCUACUAGUUCCUCUGAUGCAACUGCCUGCACCUGGGAUUUGAGAUGUACUAAUAGGAAUGACCUCAAAGCCUUGAGGACAUUUACCCACAAAAGAUCUGUCCAAUCUGCUUACUUCUCUCCUUCUGGAGGUAGCCUCGCAACUACAAGCUUGGACAACACUAUUGGAAUUUACAGUGGAGUUAACUUGGAGGAUACGGCUGUUAUUUCUCAUUUCAAUCAGACUGGCAGAUGGCUUUCUACAUUCAGAGCGAAAUGGGGUUGGGAUGACAAAUAUCUCUUCAUUGGAAAUAUGAACAGAGGGGUUGAUGUGGUUUCAGCAGUUCAAAGGAAAAUAGUUAUGACGUUAGAAAGCCCACACAUGUCUGCCAUUCCUUGCAGAUUCGAUAUAAACUCUUACGAGGUUGGGAUGCUUGUAGGAGCUACAAGUGGAGGCCAGCUUUACGUCUGGACAUCACGCUAGGAUGUUUAUUUAACUUGACUGCUCUUGUGUAUGGUAUAAAACUACUAUAUUUUCUGAUUCUAGAUUGUUUUAUGUCGUAUAGCAUCAGUUAUGAGUUAUAAUUGAGUAGACAUGAUUUGAUGUACUUUGUAAUCUUUUGCCAGGCCAUUAUUAGUCAUGGUUUGUGGAUUGUGUUA
This is a messenger RNA of Vigna radiata var. radiata (mung bean), 1745 nucleotides long. RefSeq names its product WD repeat-containing protein 76-like. The transcript has 5 exons. Gene Ontology annotation, biological process: regulation of DNA damage checkpoint. Gene Ontology annotation, cellular component: nucleus. Lineage: Eukaryota; Viridiplantae; Streptophyta; Magnoliopsida; Fabales; Fabaceae. The record is from RefSeq and is a predicted model, not a curated record. Gene Ontology annotation, molecular function: protein binding; DNA binding. Bases 193 to 1569 code for a protein of 458 amino acids.